Messenger RNA from Colias croceus (clouded yellow), 2761 nucleotides. It is a transcript of the gene Trc8, whose product is annotated as protein TRC8 homolog. NCBI's taxonomy places the organism in Eukaryota, Metazoa, Arthropoda, Insecta, Lepidoptera, Pieridae. Gene Ontology annotation, biological process: ERAD pathway. Gene Ontology annotation, molecular function: ubiquitin protein ligase activity. Bases 175 to 2193 code for a protein of 672 amino acids. The transcript is spliced from 2 exons. The record is from RefSeq and is a predicted model, not a curated record. Gene Ontology annotation, cellular component: endoplasmic reticulum; endomembrane system.
CAAAAUUUUUAAACGUCAGAUUAUAUUGUCGCAAAAAUUUCAGUCAUAAUUUCAUAAAAAAUACGUGAUCUCAAAAUAGAUAAAAAUAAUAUAUAAAUUAAAAUUGUGUCACGUCUGCCGCUCAUUUCGGCUGUGAUUGCAAAAUUGGGGGUAAAAAAAGGGUUGCAUAAAUGAAUGAUGUCGCUGAGGUCGAAGGCGCUCGCACUGGUGGAGGUGCUGCUGAGAGUACCGCCGCUGUUUGUGGUGGAUGAAUUCCUGAAGAUCAGUCUCGGGCUGCCCGUGUCGAGCGGCGAAGAGGUGUCUGUGCUCUCCAAUGUCACUGACGACCACGUCGAUAUAACAGACGCAGAGGCGAAUUAUUACGACGCGAAUUUUUACAACGCGUUUUUCUUCACCUUCCUCAAAUUCCUCGUCUGCUGUUUAGGAUGCAUGUCAGCGCUCUGUGUGUUCGUGCUUUACACGAAGCACCUCAUCAUAGUCUACCUCUACCUUAUGUCUCUGGGCAUCGUUUUCGUCUCCUAUUGGACCAACGUGUCGGCCAUCAAGCAGAUACAGGCGGUCACAUUGGCCGCCACUACCACACAGCCCUCAGCGAGCAUACUCGAAGAUAUCCUCAACUUAAACCUGAAGAGCCUACUUGAUCUCGAUGGCCCCGGAAUACUCGUGAUACAAAACUUCGCGAUACAGUUCACGCUGUCGUUCGUCUUCCGAAACGUCCACCUGGGACCCAGACACCAGACGAUCCAGAAGUUUCUACCGAUCUCCUUCAUGGCUCCGUCGUUCCUGGCCAUGCUGCCCGUGCCGCCGAAUCUAUUGCACCAUUCGCCCGUGUUCUCUGCACUCCUGCCCCUCUUUCUAGUCAAAUACGUGCUGUGGUCGUCCGCAUAUGACGUCAUACAAGUUAUUUACGCGGGCUACCAGCAUGGAAGACUGUUCGUUAGCAAUUUUGGCCUAUCGGCGCUAGUCGAAACUGAAUGGAUACGGCUCAAUAUCCCGUGCGUGCUUCGAGUGUUUUGGGUGAUGCGAGUCGCAGAGCACGCCAUGCUUCUCCUCAUGGAUAACUACGACGAAGACACCGAAGAGGGUUUAAAGGUUUCCACUUUACUAGCUGUCCAGUCCCUCGCCUCGAUGGCUAAAUCCUUGCUAGUAACCGGAUGCGAGACCAUCACCGCCGUCCUCGGGAUGACGUCGGUCAUCUCAUUCUUCUGUCACUACAUCGGGAGCUUCUUCCAAUGGAUAUUGUUGACUGACGAAGAAGAAGACAAGAGCAUUGGGACGGUAUCUGCGAUCCUGUUUUAUAUCCUCGCUCUACAAACCGGCCUCACCUCACUGAAUCCUGAGAAACGAUUCGUCAGACUGUGCAGGAACUUUUGCCUGCUAUUCACGGCGCUCUUGCACUUUUUGCACAACAUCGUGAAUCCAAUGCUAAUGUCGCUGAGCGCGUCGCACAACCCCAGCACCCACCGACACGUCAGAGCUUUGGGCGUCUGCACUUUCCUCAUAAUCUUCCCGAUCUCAUUACUAGUUUACCUGUGGUCGCAGCACACCAUAUCCACGUGGCUGCUGGCAGUCAGCGCCUUCAGCAUCGAAGUCAUAGUGAAAGUUAUCGUCAGCCUCAUGAUAUACUCGCUAUUCUUGAUAGACGCGUAUAGAAGCACCUUCUGGGAGCAGUUGGACGAUUAUGUUUAUUACAUACGCGCUUUUGGCAAUACGAUCGAAUUCUGCUUUGGGAUCUUCCUAUUUUUCAACGGCGCCUGGAUACUGCUGUUCGAAUCGGGCGGCGCGAUACGAGCAGUCAUGAUGUGUAUACACGCGUAUUUCAACAUUUGGUGCGAAGCGCGGGCUGGUUGGUCCGUGUUCAUGAAGCGACGGACGGCCGUCAACAAGAUUAACUCGCUGAGAGAGGCUUCGGUCGACCAGCUCGACCAGUUAGAUGACGUGUGCGCUAUUUGCUACCAAGAGAUGCACUCGGCGAAGAUCACGCGCUGCAACCAUUUCUUCCACGGCGUGUGCCUCCGGAAAUGGCUCUACGUGCAGGACCGGUGUCCGCUCUGCCACGACAUCCUCUACAAGAUAGACAACGACCCCAACAAGGACAACACUUCGGAGGCCAGCAACGAGGAGAACAGCAAUAACCAGAACAUCCUCCUCGAGGACGAGGACCCCGACCUGCUCGGUGAAGGUGUGAGAUGACUGACUAGUGAAGACUCAAUCGACCUAGAAUUAAAUCAAGUUUAGAUCAGUGUUUUUCAGUGGUAUUUUUAUUUUGUAUAGUAAGUUAUUGUUUUUAUUGUAUACGUUAAUCAGGUGGAUGCUGUGAUGUAAUAAGGAAUAAAUUUUGUCUCGUGAUGAUGUUCGGCGUAUGUCGGUGUGACUCUUAGUGCUAAGUCUGGACGCUUUUCGCGCUGUUACCAUUUCCUAUAAAUGUUUAUGAUGUCUAAAUUGCUAGUGCAACUAUCUAUAUACAGAGGCGCCGACUUCGUGGGUGCAAACAAUCCAUGACUAUAGAUAUCAAGUUAUAAACUCAAAGAGGGCGAAGCACUUCAAAAGUUUAUUAAAUGUUUUUAUAUUUUGCUCUCCUCAUAUUUUGUACCCUCGUUUUCUUAAAGCCGGCGCCUCUGCGUAUACCCAGAUGUUAUAAUACGCGAAGCUAUUUUUAAAUAGUUUAGAAAUAGCUUUUAAUAUACAGAGUCUAAUUGUUAGCAAAAUGAAAAAAAUAGUAAUUUUCUCACUAAAAUGUAAAUAAACUAUAUUAGUAGUA